CAGCCGUACGAGAGCAGCGAGAAGCGCUCCUAUAUAAACCUUUGGGCACAAAACCAAACCCUGCUUAGGGUUCUAUCAAUUUCUUUCAACGCCGCAACCGCAAAAUCUGUAGUUUUUUUCUUUGUAUCAGACAAUCUUCUCCGCAAGAUGAAGAUUCUACCUGUUCGGCGUAGAUGAAUCAAAUCAAAUAAAACUUCUCACAGCUCCAUUGCAUCCCGUCUACAUGGCGACGGCGAACCCUUUCGAUCUCCUCGGGGAUGACGACAACGACGACCCGUCUCAAUUGAUCGCUUCGCACCAGCAGAAGCUUUCUGUCAAGAAGCCCGCCCCAUCGGUUUCGGCAUCUGCUGCCCCUUCGGCAAAGCUUCCUUCGAAGCCCCUUUCUCCAGCACAGGCAGUUAGAGAAUCGAGGAAUAGCAACACAGCGCCGGUGCGCGGUGGUACUGGCCGAGGGGGAAGUGUUCGAGGUGCUGGCUUCGUACAAAAUAGGUAUUUGGGGGGCCGGAGUACCAAUGGAUAUUCUGUCGGUGUUCCUGCUGAAGAUGGCGAUGCUAGCAAGGCUUUGGAAAGGGAUCGAGGAAGCUACGGAUCACCUCGGGAGGCCUUUCGAGGUGGGAGGAAUGGAGUGGUCGUUAAUGGAAACGCAGAGGAGAGAUUUGAUCCAGGUCGUCCUCCAAGAAGAGUUUAUGAGCGUAGAAGUGGAACUGGGCGAGGGUUUGAUGUGAAAAGAGACGGCGCUGGACGUGGCAACUGGGGUACUGCGACUGAUGACUUCAUCGCACAGGAGACGGAGAAAGGUGGCAACCUAAAUGAGAAAGAUAUAGCUUCUGAGAAACUGGUGCAGAAAGAGGGCCAAACAAUAGAUGCAAGCAAGGAUGAAAGAGAUGCAUCAAAUGAAGCAGAAGAUAAAAAACAGGAAGAUAAUGAGAUGACUCUGGAAGAGUAUGAGAAAGUAAGGGAGGAGAAAAGAAAAGCCCUACUGUCAAUGAAGGUUGCUGAGAGAAAAGUUCAAUUUGAUGAGUUUAAGGAUAUGCAACAACUUUCUAUCAAGAAAGGAAAUGAUGAUGUUUUUAUCAAACUGGGUUCUGAUAAAGACUUGUCUAAAAGAAAGGAAAAUACUGAAAAAGAAGAACGUGCUAAAAAGGCCAUAACUAUUAAUGAGUUUUUAAAACCGACUGAAGGAGACAGGCGCUACAGCCCAGCUGGUUUUGGCCGUGGGAGAGGCCGCGGAGCAUUCAGAGGUGGCUAUGUUAGUAACAAUCUCUCUUCAGCUUCCCAAGCCGCCCCUUUAAUUGAAGAUCCAACGCAGUUUCCAACUCUUGGUGGGAAGUAAAACUUAUACAUGUUGAAUAAAUCUUUUAUCUAUGUUUUCUUCCACUUCCAUGUUUUCUUCCACUUCCAUUUUAACGUGCUUGUGGGCAUUUAUAAACAAAUAAUCAGGUACUGUAUUUGUAAAAUAUUUUUUUUCUUUAAGUUUUGACUGUAAUGGCCUUUGUUGAUAAGUCUAUUUAAUUGGUUUUACUGUGCAUGGG
Molecule: messenger RNA, 1532 nt
Organism: Dendrobium catenatum
Lineage: Eukaryota; Viridiplantae; Streptophyta; Magnoliopsida; Asparagales; Orchidaceae
Product: RGG repeats nuclear RNA binding protein A-like
Exons: 6
Coding region: 224-1333 (369 amino acids)
Cellular component (GO): cytoplasm; nucleus
Molecular function (GO): RNA binding
Source: RefSeq, a predicted model, not a curated record